Messenger RNA from Candida dubliniensis CD36, 1374 nucleotides. RefSeq names its product putative gag protein. The transcript has a single exon. Bases 1 to 1374 code for a protein of 457 amino acids. The record is from RefSeq and is a predicted model, not a curated record. NCBI's taxonomy places the organism in Eukaryota, Fungi, Ascomycota, Pichiomycetes, Serinales, Debaryomycetaceae.
AUGGAAAAUGGUUUUACUGACAUGAAGAGUCAAUUAGCUCAAAUUAUUACCAAUUUCCAAACUUUUGCUCAAGACCAAAAUAAGGAAAUGGAAUAUAUUAAAACUGAAGCUGCUAAAGGUAUUAAUGAAUUGCACGAGAGAGAGAACCAAACUCAGGAUCGUGAAUUACACCUCGAAGACGUUGAGGCGAAGCUCGAACUGAGAGAAGCUAAGCUUGAACAGAAAACAGCUUUCCACGAACAGCAAGAAGCUCAAAACUUUAAGGAAGUUGAUGAUGAAUUAUUGUGGUUGAAGGAUUAUAUUGAGAAGACUGAAGCCACUACAGCUUGUUUAGAAGCUCAGUUAGAGAAUUCUGUUCCAAAAGGUGCUAUUGACAACAGAGACUCUAUUGACUUCAAACUUAAACGCUUCUUACCUGAUGCGGAUUUUAGUGAUGGUGAUCCUGCGGGAGCAGUUACCAAACAACCCUUUGUUUCAGACGAUUUAAUCAUCUCAGGAUCCAAUGAUGAAGAAGCAUUGACAAAGUUUACGGCUUUGCAAUCGCACUUUCGCGGUAAUCUUUUAGAAAAGAGAAUCUGGUUUUUCGCAGCCAGACCUUAUAUUCGGGAUAAUUUGGCCCAUUCUUAUCAUGCUCUUUCCCCAGCUCAACAAAAUUGGAAAGGUUUAGCUACAUUGAUAGUUAACGCUCAAGACUGUGAACGAGUUAAUGGUAACAAAACCUUGGAAAAGAACAGAUUAACCCCGCAACCUGGUGAAUCUGUAGUUCUGUUUAUUCAAAAGGCUCAGAACUUUAGCCAAGCUACUAUUUCCUACCGCAACAGUUUUAUCAAUGAUAAAAUUAAUUUGAUUUUUAUCCUUAACAAAAAUUUUGCUUAUCUUGUUGCCCAUGCUAAAUUGGAUUUGAUUAACACUGCCGACGAAUUUUAUUCAACUGCUAUUACUAGGUUUACAGGUUUGAAUUUCCCCACUACUACUGCAGUAAAUGCUAUUGAGUACGACACGGAAGAAACUCCUUUUGCUGACGAAUUCAUUCAAGACGAAGAGUCAGAUGAUGAUGAAUAUGAGUUAGCAUACAUUCGUCGUUUCAAUAACUAUCAGAGUAAACCUAAGUACAAAUCUAAUUAUCAAUCCAAUAACUAUCAAAACUCCAAUUAUCCGAGAUCCAAUUAUCAACAACCAAACUAUCAAAGAUUUAAUAAUUAUCAUUCUUCCAAUCCGUUUUACCAGUCCAAUAACACCUCACAAUACCAACCUCGCAAUAAUUAUUAUAAUAACUCAAAGGAUAAUAAAUUUAAUCAGACAAAAAAAUUCAAUCCACACAGACAUGACAACAACAGACAACAACAUAGAAGAGAAACGAUUUCCGAGAGUUGA